AUGUUAUAUUACUUUAUAAAAAAGCAGUUUCGUGCCAGACAGCACCCAGAAGAAAGGGCGGACAAAGCAGAAAAGGCGAAGCAAAAGCGCCCAUGUCGGCACCAAAGGCGAAAUCAAAUCCAGGCAACCGAGUUGGAUCCUGUUCCUUUUGAUGAAUCUGGAAAUCAACAUGAUCCGACAAGCGCAAAUCUACUUUCAUCCCCAGAUCCGGCCCAUGAACAAAUCCCCUCAAAUGGACCAUGUGAGAAAUGCAAAAAGGAGAAGCACGAUGCGAGGGUUUACCGUUCAAAGUUGAUUGCCGGUCUGGUAUUCCCAUAUUUCCUCGCAUCAGUCGAUUUGACUAUCGUUGCGUCUGCAAUGCCUUUCAUAGCUUCCCAUUUCAAUAAGCUGGACCAGCUCAACUGGAUCGUCACUUCAUUUACAUUGACUUCCACGGCGUUCAUCCCAGCUUUCGGCCAACUAGCUGAUGUUUAUGGCCGCCAUUUUGUUCUGCAACUCGCCAUGUUCUUAAUGCUCGUUGGCAGUGUGUUCUGCGCCGCGGCCCGGACUUGGGGGAUGUUACUUUUUGGCAGAGCGUUGCAGGGAACAAGCUCUGCGGGAAUCAUGAAUUUGAUUGAGAUCGUGCUGGCGGAUAAUGUGUCACUGAAAGAGAAUGCGAAGAACACCACUAUUUUUCAAUUCGUAUCUGGGGUCAGUUAUGGUGUGGGCCCAGUCAUUGGAGGGUAUUUAACUGAUGCUAAUUGGCGCUACUGUUUUGUUAUAAGUAUACCAAUCGCUGUUUUUGCCCAUUUCGCAAUAUUCUUCUUACUCCGUAAGGAGCUAGUCAGGGGCACACAUCUCGCGAGAAGUUCUUCAUCCAUUUUAUCAGGACUCGCCACCAUUGACUCCGGCGGUACCGUACUGUUCAUUCUUGGAAUCGGCCUUAUCAUCUUAGGCACUAGUUGGGGAGGCGCAACGUACCCAUGGACUUCAGCCGCUGUUCUUGUUCCCUUGAUUUCUGGGUCGAUUUUAUUUUCGCUCUUUUUUGUUUAUGAGUACUACCUCGAACCGGGACGAGUACUUUCAAGGGUCUUCCCACAACAAACUCCCAUGGUUCCGUUCCCCAUGUUCAAAGUAAAGGAUACAUCGCUUCUAGCUAUUCUUGAGUUCGCUACCGGAGCAGUCGGUAUAUACUUGGCCAUGUUCGCGUGUAAUGUCUGGCCAGCGCAAACCUUCACACCGCUUAGUGCGGGUACAUUAAUCGAAACCGUGGGCGUUGCCCUUAUCACCUGGGCUGUCACCACACGCAAUAUACCUCUGGUCAAUGGAAUGAUGGCUGUUGCCGGUGCCGGGACAGGUCUUCGAUUCAUGCCCUCUUCAUUACACGCAGCUGGGAUCUGGCCAGACAAAAUUGCGCCCGCCAUGUCCAUCAUGAGAUUUUGUCUUCCCUUUGGAGGCACAUUGGCACUCGCUAUCAUGGGUAGUGUUUUCAACAACAAGAUGACUAGCAUUUUCCAUCCAAAUUCGGAGUCUCAAAAUGGUGGUAUUGACAUUCAAUCGAGCCAGAGUUUGGAUGAUAUCAGCAAGCUUCCGCUAGAGGUGCAAGAGCAUAUCCGUACUACAGGAAAAGACGCGGUUAUGUGGGCUUUUAUAUCGAUAAUGCCGAUUAUGGCGAUUAGCUUUGUUACCGGAAUCUUUCUGGGUAAUGUGUGGAUUAAAAAGAAGGGCGAAGGAAGCGAAGACCAGAUCGGGAAAGACGCUUCUACUUCUCCAGCUGACGAUGACGAAGAUAUCGAAAGUAAUGAGGUUGUGUACGUCUCGUACCUUUGGGCACGGGUAACGGGAACCUUAGACGAGAAAAAACGCAUCACCAGACCCCUUACCAAAGCCGAAAAGCAAAGACAGGCUGCAGCCUUGCUCGAAGCAAAAACAGCAGCGGGCAAAGCUCAGAGACGAACCAUCAGACGUUGA
Molecule: messenger RNA, 1950 nt
Organism: Blastomyces gilchristii SLH14081
Lineage: Eukaryota; Fungi; Ascomycota; Eurotiomycetes; Onygenales; Ajellomycetaceae
Product: MFS multidrug transporter
Exons: 7
Coding region: 1-1950 (649 amino acids)
Biological process (GO): basic amino acid transport; transmembrane transport
Cellular component (GO): fungal-type vacuole membrane
Molecular function (GO): basic amino acid transmembrane transporter activity
Source: RefSeq, a predicted model, not a curated record